Pyricularia grisea is the source of this 699-nucleotide messenger RNA. RefSeq lists its product as uncharacterized. Lineage: Eukaryota; Fungi; Ascomycota; Sordariomycetes; Magnaporthales; Pyriculariaceae. The coding region runs from base 1 to 699 and encodes 232 amino acids. The transcript has 2 exons. The record is from RefSeq and is a predicted model, not a curated record.
AUGCAGACUUGCACACUUAUGUCCAUCCACACCGAGACUCAAGCCUGGGUGGUAUCACCCCCCAUCUCACCACUAAGCUCACGGGAGGUGGCGCCACUGAAUUCCAUUGGCAGGCUGCACGUGUUUACCACCGCCACCGUCGCCGUCGGCGGAUUGAGCCUGAUAGGACAGCAGAGCAGCCCUGGUGGCCUCGACCACACGUUCGGCCUGGAAGACGGCAUCCUGGAGCGCCUUGACAGUCUGAGAGGCCCUUUCCGCCGUCCCGUUACCGUUGACCUUGCCAUUGCCGUUGACCUUGGAAGCAGCAGCGGCAUCACGCUCCUGGAGCAUCUCGCGGAUGAAGCCGUUGAGCCAGAGGCCCUCGAGGUCACUGGCCGACAUUGCCUCGGCGCCCGAGAUGGUGCCGCGGCACGAGGCAGCGCCGCACAGGCAGUCGAAGGGCUGGGCCAUGUGCCACUCGGUGGACGGGUAGAAGAAGGUCAGCUCCUCGCCGGCGCGGAUACCCUUGGGUCCGACCAGGAUCGCAAGGUUGGCCGUGUCGAAAAUGAGCGAGGGUUCACACGAAUGGUUGAUGUACAGCAGGUCGCUAUUGAGGUUCAGAUGUCGGUCCCGGCUGAUCUGCACCGUGGCGUACGUCGGCUUGUCGGCCAGGGUACAGGGCGGGAAGGACAUCUUGGCGUAGAGGGCGAAAGGGGGUAG